ACUUCACCAGCCAAGGUUGACUCAACAGCACAUCAUGAAGAACCGAAUCCCCUCCCUAAGGCCUCUCUGCCAUCCGCGAGUGCAAGUCCUCCCCCUCCGUCGCAACCAUUCAACAAGCAAACCUCCGAAUGCGCAACCGCAACCGCGGCCGCAGCCCAAUAACAAACUACAAUUCAAAGACAUCCCUGCCACAGCAGUGAACUACUACUGGGACACGCAAGCGCCGGAUGAAAGCCAGCUAGCCUACGCGGACAAAGUCUUCGCACCGUCGCGCCACUCUCCAGUCAAGCUCUGGACCCUGAGCAAGUUCCGCACGACGCCGCUCUCCUCGACGACCCCGGAAGUAGCGUUCCUAGGUCGGUCGAAUGUUGGCAAAAGCUCCUUGUUGAAUGCCCUCAUGGGGCAGGAGAUAUGCUGGACGUCGUCGAAACCAGGGCGCACGCAGACGAUGAACGCAUUCGGAAUUGGAGGGACAAAGGGCGGCGAGUCGAAGGUCGUAUUGCUUGAUAUGCCGGGGUACGGCAAGGGAAGUCGAUCGGAAUGGGGGGCUGAGAUUAUGAAGUACUUAAAGAAUAGGAAGCAACUCCGCCGCACCUUCAUCCUAAUCGACGGCCAGCACGGCAUCAAGCACUCCGACGAAGGCAUCCUCGAACUAUUCCGCCACUACGCCAUCCCACACCAGAUUAUCGUCUCGAAAGUGGAUAACAUCAUGGCGGCGAGAACGAGCCAGCUCGCGACUGGAGUAACGGAGGAACGUCUGCUCCAGACGCAGAAGAAGAUACAGGAGCUGCGUCCUAUCAUCCAGCCUGUUGGUCGGGAUGAAGGUCCUGGUGCUCUGGGCGAGAUAUUGACAUGCAGUUCGAAAGUUCUCAGAACUCCUGGGAAUUAUUUGGGAAUUAGUCCCAUUCGGUGGGCUAUCUUGUCUGCUGCUGGCUAUGAUGGGACGAUGGAGGUGAAGUCUAGUCACGGCCAACCUGAUUUGACGGGGGUGAGUAUGUCCUCUGGGGCUGGUCCUUGAGGAGCUCAGUGCCUCUUUGUCUGUCUGAAAUGAUAGCGGGGUGCUCUCCAGUUUUCUGAGAGCUAUACAGAUGCUCUAGCUCUGUGAGGGGCCGUGAGAAGAGACUGGCUCUCU
This is a messenger RNA of Aspergillus welwitschiae, 1132 nucleotides long. Its product is annotated as translation initiation/elongation factor MRX8. The transcript is spliced from 2 exons. Gene Ontology annotation, cellular component: mitochondrion. The coding region runs from base 35 to 1018 and encodes 327 amino acids. The record is from RefSeq and is a predicted model, not a curated record. Gene Ontology annotation, molecular function: GTP binding. Lineage: Eukaryota; Fungi; Ascomycota; Eurotiomycetes; Eurotiales; Aspergillaceae.